AUGAAGGGAAGAAGGCCUCGCUGGCAGGGGCUGCAUGGAGGUCUCAUUCAUCGGUGCUCCUGGCCCCCAGGGGGAUUGAAUUUAUCUGCAGUUGCAGCACUCAAGCCACUGGCAAACACCGACAGCCUGAGGCAGCUCCCCAUGGCUCCCAAGGGCCACCACAGGCCUCGCAGCGCCCCCACCAAGCGCCAGAGGCGCACGGUGGGGCUGCUGGGAAUCGCGCUGGAGGCUAGCUCUGAGGACGAGGACUACAGACCCGCCGGGAGGCGCCCGGCAGCCGCCGCCGCCGCCGCGGCGGGAGCAGGCACGCAGCGCGCCGCGGCAGACGAAGACGUGCCCCUGGCGCAGCGCCGCCGCCAGCUGCACGCGCAGCAGCGCCGGCUGUCGGGGGCGGGCAGCCCAGGGUCGCCAGCAGGCGCUGCGGCGGCAGGCGCUGCGGGCGCCGCCGCCGCCGCAGCGGCGCCUACAGUACCGGCAGUACACUUGCCGGAAGAGGUCCUGUGCGCCAUCCUGCGCCUGGCCUGCGCCCCAGAAGCGGGCGGCGCCAUCCCCACAGCAGCCGCAGCCACGUGCGUCUCCCGGUCCUGGAGAGCAGCGGCGCUGGCGUGCCCAGACAUCUGGCGCCACGUCGACCUGUCCUGGCGGCGGUGCCGCCCCAGCGACGCCGCCAUCUCCCGCGCCGCGCCCCGCUGGGCCCACCUCACCUCCCUGAGCCUGGCGGGCAGGGCCGCCCUGGUCGCGGACAGCUGCCCCCUGCUGGCCUCCCUCAGCCUCGCCCACUGCACCCAAUUCAGCGACCGCGGCCUGUGCGCCGCCCUUUCCACCAUGCUGCUCCGCCCGGCGGCGCCAGACGGCAGCAGCGCGCCGCUCAGGCGCCUGGACCUGUCGUUCAUCCAGGUCAGCCCCAAAGUGUCAGGGCUGGACCUGGUGGUGCGGGAGGUGCUGGCGCAGCAGGCGCGGAACCCGGGAGGACCCGUGCUGGAGGAGCUGGUUGUGGAGGGGUGCCCCCUGCUGACGCACCAGGGCCUGCGGGCGGCGACCGAGGCCAGCGCGGAGGCGGGGCGCCCGCUGCUGGCCGCGCUGCGCCACCUCAACCUGUCACAGUCAGCAGGCGCGCGCAGCGACUUCGCCAUCAACCUGGAGCGGCUGCAGUACAGCUGCCCCAGCCUGCAGCGGCUGUGCCUCAACGGGCUGUGCGGCGCCUACGCCUGGAGCUUCAACGCCACCCCCAGCCAGCUGCCGCCCGGGGCGCCGCCGCCGGGCUUCCCGCUGCUUCGCGUGUGCCAGGUGGCCGCCAAAUCCAAUCCCGACAUGGCGGGGCUGGGCACCGGUGCCACCAACGUCAACGACGCUUGCCUGACGCGCCUGCUGGCGCAUUCGCCGCUGCUGGAGGAGCUGGAUGUGGGUGGGUGCGAGCGGCUGUCGCCAGACUGCCUUGCCACCGCCAUUCACCCAGCCGCCCCGUUGAGGCACGCCCUGCUGGCGCGCAGCGGCGCCUGCUGCGACGAGGCGGUGGCCUUCCUGGCAGACAGGUUUGGGCCCACCCUGGAGGCGGUUGAUCUGAGCUGGGGAGGGGGCCGCAUCACGGAUGCGGCUGCGGCGGCGCUGGCGCGCUGCCCCCGCCUGCACUCUGUGGGACUGGCGGGCACCGCCGUCACCACGGGCGGCGUGCGGCAGCUGCUGCUGGCUGCCGACCGGCACGCGGCCGAGGUGGAGGCCAGCCGCGCAGGCAGCAGCACAGGCAGCGGCGGCGGCGGCGGCGGCGGCGGCGGGCAGGGCAGGCAGGCGUUCACGAUUGAUGUGAGCAGCUGCCGGGGGCUGGAGCGCGGGGUGCGGCAGGCGGCGACACAGGGCAUGCGGCAGCUGCGCUCGGCGCUGGGCCUGCCGUAG
Messenger RNA from Chlorella variabilis, 1890 nucleotides. RefSeq lists its product as hypothetical. Gene Ontology annotation, biological process: SCF-dependent proteasomal ubiquitin-dependent protein catabolic process. NCBI's taxonomy places the organism in Eukaryota, Viridiplantae, Chlorophyta, Trebouxiophyceae, Chlorellales, Chlorellaceae. Gene Ontology annotation, cellular component: SCF ubiquitin ligase complex. The transcript is spliced from 12 exons. Gene Ontology annotation, molecular function: protein binding. Bases 1 to 1890 code for a protein of 629 amino acids. The record is from RefSeq and is a predicted model, not a curated record.